AUGCCGAAAAGUCUCAAGAAAACCUCAAAGCAUAUCUCCAAGAAGAGAGGAGGAGAAGUCACAGCUUUACAUGAAAAUUCUCGGGAUUCUCGCAGCUUAAGAAGAGCAGGAGGACGAGAUGAUAAAUUGGAAAGAAUGGCAGCUGAGAGAAAGAGACAUAAUCGUCCUAUUUUGGAACGAGCUCUUUAUUUCCAAGAAGCCAUAAAGAAUAAUGGUGUGAAGCCACUCGAGCUCGAUGCGAUACAUAACCUCAUCAAAACUUUUGUUCACCAAAAUGAUGAAGAGCUUAAUGCUUUAAAGAAAGAGCGCCGUCCUGGUCGACCAGCGAGUACAAGAGAGGAUCUUCUGAAGAUUAAAAUAGCUGCGGAUGAGAAGGAAUAUGAAAAUGGAUUUUACCUCACCGAUUCAGAUAAUGUAAUGGCUUUCGCGUUGUGGGAGAACUCGACAUGGUCAUAUCUUAACACUUUGAAAUGGGUGCGCUUAUCGAGCAGUGGGCAUAUUCAGGAAACUAAAUUCCCACCUAAAGGAUCUUCAUGA
Molecule: messenger RNA, 537 nt
Organism: Sclerotinia sclerotiorum 1980 UF-70
Lineage: Eukaryota; Fungi; Ascomycota; Leotiomycetes; Helotiales; Sclerotiniaceae
Exons: 4
Coding region: 1-537 (178 amino acids)
Cellular component (GO): nucleus
Source: RefSeq, a predicted model, not a curated record